This is a messenger RNA of Triticum aestivum (bread wheat), 1515 nucleotides long. RefSeq names its product probable disease resistance RPP8-like protein 2. NCBI's taxonomy places the organism in Eukaryota, Viridiplantae, Streptophyta, Magnoliopsida, Poales, Poaceae. Gene Ontology annotation, biological process: defense response to other organism. The transcript has 4 exons. The record is from RefSeq and is a predicted model, not a curated record. The coding region runs from base 1 to 1515 and encodes 504 amino acids.
AUGUUCAAUGAUCUGCCCUAUCACCUCAAGACUUGUUUGUUGUACCUAAGUGUCUUUCCAGAAGAUAACUGGAUCAACAAAAAUACAUUGAUAUGGCGGUGGGUUGCAGAAGGUUUCGUUAGCAAUAAACAAGGGAUAGGGUCAUUUGAGCAGGGGGAGAGCUAUCUGAAUGAGCUCAUAAAUAGGAGCAUGAUCCUGUGGAUAGAGCCAUGCCAUAGAGUCAAUGUAGGCCGUUGUCGUGUUCAUGAUAUGGUGCUUGAUCUCAUCCGUAGCUUAUCAAUACUGCGUGUACUUGUUUUAGAGGAAUGUGAAUUUUUGGCGGGAGGUUGUCGCCUUGAGCAUGUUGGAAAGUUGGUUCACUUGAGGUACCUAGGACUGUUCGGCACACCUAUUGAUGAGCUCCCAAGAGAAAUAGGAAAGCUUAUGUACUUACAGUCGCUAGAUGUAAGGGAAAGUGGUAUAGAAGAGUUGUCCCCGUCUGUCGGUGAGCUAAACAAGUUGAUGUGCCUGCGUGCUUCUAAGGGCACAAGAAUGUUGGCAGAUGUAGGUAAGCUAACCUCAUUACAAGAGCUGCGACUAUUCUCAGUGGAUAAGGUUCCAAACUUCUUCAAAGAUUUAGGGAAGCUAACAGAGUUGAUGGUGCUUGAGAUCCAUUUUGACAAAAUGGAUGAGAGGGCUCACAGGGCUCUUGUGAAGUCUCUAUGCAACCUCCGCAGAAUCAAAACUCUGGAGAUAUAUUGUGACUCGGUGGAUAUAGAGGAGUGGCCUCAUCAUGGCGGCUGGGAAGAUUGGACGCCAGCACCUUAUGAGAUUCGUGAGUUGACACUGUCUGGCAUGGUUUUACCAAGAAGGCUGCCGUGGAUGGCUCCCUCGUGUGUCCCCCACCUAUCCUACCUGUUGUUCACAGCUCAGGUGGUGGAACAACAGGAUCUGCGGAUCCUCGGGGGUCUGCCAUCGCUUCGCUGCCUGUACAUCUCGAGUGUUGACAACUGCCCUCUGUAUACUGUUCUAGCAAGCGAUGAGUUCCAAAACUUGAGAUAUCUGAGCACCAACAUAGAUAUUAAGUGUGGGGAGGGAGCACUGCCUAUGCUUCAUAAAUUGGUAUGUGGCGCCAGCAUAGGAAUGGAAGAUAUUGGUUUGGUACCGGGCAGCAUGCCUUUGCUGGAGAAAGUCACCUACUGGCUAAAUUGCAAGAAUUGCAACGGUGAUGAGGUGGAGGAAACGGAGGCAAAGCUGAGGCACGCCACCAGGAUCCACCCCAACAGUCCCGCCCUUGCAAUACGAAGGCACAACUACAAGCACACUUCCUCUGGAACAUACAAGGACCAACAACAGGGGCUGCCAAGGUUAAUUAUUCAAUCACUCAAGCGUGUGAUACGUGAUGGUGGAGAGGUUUCGGCCACCGAUGAAGAGCCGGAUGAUGGUGGCGCGCGCAAGAUAGCUCGUAUCGUCAAAGAGGAGGCAGCGGCAGCGCCGCCCAUGCUUAAAUCAUGUUGUUCCAUUAACAAGGUAUGA